AAUCUGAACCUUCACUACCUCAACCAGCUUCUGGAUGUCCAAAAGCAGAGUGUCUCUGUGACACAUUUGAAGAAAUUGGGAACUUUGGGUGACCCAAGCUCUCUAGACGAGACCACCUAUGAAAGACUAGCAGAGGAAACUCUGGACUCUUUAGCAGAGUUUUUUGAAGACCUUGCGGACAAGCCUUACAUGUUUGACGACUACGAUGUCUCCUUUGGGAGUGGUGUCUUAACAAUCAAACUGGGUGGAGAUCUAGGAACCUACGUGAUCAACAAGCAAACUCCCAACAAGCAAAUCUGGUUAUCUUCUCCAUCCAGUGGACCCAAGCGCUAUGACUGGACGGGGAAGAACUGGGUGUACUCUCACGAUGGCAUAUCCCUCCACGAGCUGCUGUCCACGGAGCUGACUGAAGCCUUAAAAACCACCCUGGACUUGUCUUCCUUGGCCUACUCUGGAAAAGGCACUUGAUGCCCGCCAGUUUCAAGGACACUAAAAGCCGUCAAGCCAAGACCUCAGCGCCUGCUGCAGGGAGGUGUCAGUUUUGUCCUGUGCCUGCUUCUGAGGACAGUCGCAUGGUGUGUAACAGCUAUGUGGAAAGAACGUGUCACCUCCCACCCUGCCCCAAGCCCUGAUUCUUUUAUUUCUACAGAGGUUUUUUGAGUGUAUUGCCUGGUUUCCUUUCUCACAUGAUCCUUCCUUACCAUUUAUAAUGUCGUAUCCCCAUACUUUACGAUAAUAACCUUACAAAAAGAAAAAUAAGAAGGAAAAAUUCCAGGAAGAGAAACAAAGUGUCUACAUUCUUCACUCUUUGAAGGAUUUACUAAAAAAUUACAUGAAGAGCAGCUGGCUGACCUCACCAUUCUGUCUCAAAAUGAGACUCUUGAAAGGGUAGCAUGUACGUUUUCCCAGGCCUCUUACAAAGCAUAAACACUGGCGCACUGAAGUGCAGAGGCAACUCCCACGGGAAGGCCAUUGCUCAUUUGUGCUUUGUGACUGAGUUAUCCAGAGAGGCCUGGUGCUGCUGCUCCCAUAUAUCCGUAAAUAUGUGCACGUACACAUCCUGUACAGGUGUCUGUGUGUGUGUGUGUGUGUGUGUGUGUGUGUGUACUUUUUUGAUUAGUUUUGUUUUUUUCAUUGCC
This is a messenger RNA of Tupaia belangeri chinensis (Chinese tree shrew), 1139 nucleotides long. RefSeq names its product frataxin (gene FXN). The record is from RefSeq and is a predicted model, not a curated record. Gene Ontology annotation, molecular function: iron chaperone activity; ferroxidase activity; 2 iron, 2 sulfur cluster binding. Gene Ontology annotation, cellular component: mitochondrion. Lineage: Eukaryota; Metazoa; Chordata; Mammalia; Scandentia; Tupaiidae. Gene Ontology annotation, biological process: intracellular iron ion homeostasis; iron incorporation into metallo-sulfur cluster.